UCCCAAUUCAAUCAUGAAUCUCCCUGCUUCAACAACAUGCUGCUCUUCCUUUCUUUUUUAAAAUGUCUGUAUGAGCUGGCAUAGCAUCUUUAUCUUGGACUGCAAGUUCCUUUUAAGCACUCUUUGGAUUUUCUAGUCUCGAACUUUCAACGGAUCACUCUCGUUUUUGCUUUGUCUGAAGUUGAUCAAUCUCAGAAAUGGGAAGACAACCUUGCUGUGAUAAGGUUGGAUUAAAGCGCGGUCCAUGGACGAUAGAGGAGGAUCAUAAGCUGAUGAACUUUAUACUCAACAAUGGUAUUCAUUGCUGGAGAACGGUUCCCAAGCUUGCAGGUCUGUUAAGAUGUGGAAAAAGUUGCAGAUUAAGAUGGAUAAAUUAUCUCAGACCAGACCUUAAGAGAGGGGCUUUCACAGAAUCAGAAGAGGAUCAGAUUAUUCAACUUCAUGCGCGUCUUGGAAACAGGUGGUCCAAGAUUGCUUCACAUUUUCCUGGUCGUACAGAUAAUGAAAUCAAGAACCAUUGGAAUACUCGAAUCAAGAAGAAGUUAAAGCUCCUUGGCCUAGACCCUGUGACACACAAGCCUAUUGAGAAGGCAGAGAAAACUGAUGGUAAAAAUAAGAUGACCUCGAACUCUAAUUCAUCUAAUAAACAAGAAGCAAGCUUCGAGUCAAAGUCAGAGGAUGAUCAUGCCAUCACAGUUUCUACAAGCAGAGAUGAGAAAUCAGAAGAAACUCAAGUAAUUUUUGAUGAAACAAACGAUCUAUUAAACAACUACCAAAUGUUGUGUGGAAGCUUUGAUUUGGAGUCAUGGCUGAACCAAGAUACAAAUACUUCUUCCUCUUACACAUCUUCAUUCUCAGUGGAAGAAUCCAACAAUCCUUCACUGGGUGAAACCACCUCUACUCAAGAAGACUCCCUAAAGCAAUGGGUUGACAGUGUGGAUUCAUUUCUCUCAUGGGAUGGCUUCAGUCAUCUGGAAGAAAUUUUUCCUCCUUGGGAAAUAGGCAAUUGAACAUAACUUCUUCUAUUCCCAAGUUUCUCUUUAGACUACUACCCUAUCGUCUUAGCAAUAAAAAAAAAGAUCACAAAAGGUGAUUCGGAUUGAUCAUAUCUGCUACCAAAAACUGCAGCUUCCUCUCCACUUCAACUCUUUUUCACCUUCUUGCUUUGUGUUUAACCUUUGAAGUUGUACUUAUCAAAAAUUGGUGUCCUUAAUUUCCAGAAUUAAAUUACCCGUGAUUGAUCACUA
This is a messenger RNA of Theobroma cacao (cacao), 1247 nucleotides long. RefSeq names its product myb domain protein 40 (gene MYB40). The record is from RefSeq and is a predicted model, not a curated record. NCBI's taxonomy places the organism in Eukaryota, Viridiplantae, Streptophyta, Magnoliopsida, Malvales, Malvaceae.